UGGUUAACCUUUUUUCCUCUCUGAACAGGAACGUGACCUGUUGAAGACAUUCAAAAUUCCGCCCAAAACAUUUGUAGCAUUUAUGAUGACACUGGAGGACCAUUAUUUGAAGGAUGUGCCCUAUCACAACUCUCUGCACGCUGCUGAUGUCACACAGUCCACACACGUCCUCCUUAACUCUCCAGCACUUGAGUCAGUGUUCACCAACCUGGAGAUCCUGGCUGCCAUCUUCGCUGCUGCUAUCCAUGACGUGGAUCACCCAGGUCUCACCAACCAGUACCUGAUCAACUCCUCCUCAGAGCUGGCUCUCAUGUAUAACGACGAGUCAGUGCUAGAGAACCACCACCUGGCUGUAGCCUUCAAGCUGCUGCAGAAUGAGGAUUGUGAUAUCUUCGCUAACCUGAGUAAAAAACAGAGACAGACACUACGCAAGAUGGUAAUUGACAUGGUGUUGGCUACUGACAUGAGCAAACACAUGAGCCUCCUUGCAGAUCUUAAGACUAUGGUGGAAACUAAGAAAGUGGCUGGCUCCGGUGUUCUUCUCCUCGAUAACUACACCGACAGAAUACAGGUGCUACAGAACAUGGUUCACUGUGCCGACCUCAGUAAUCCCACCAAACCUCUAGAACUGUACAAAAACUGGGUGUCAUCCAUCAUGGAGGAGUUCUUCCAGCAGGGUGACCGUGAGAGAGACCAAGGCAUGGAUAUCUCACCCAUGUGUGACAGACACUCUGCUACUAUAGAAAAGUCACAGGUUGGCUUCAUUGAUUAUAUUGUGCACCCAUUGUGGGAAACUUGGGCAGAUUUGGUUCAUCCAGAUGCUCAAGAUAUCCUGGACACCCUGGAAGAGAACCGGGAUUGGUAUCAGAGCAUGAUCCCCAUCUCUCCAUCGUCUUCAUCAAAUGACCUUAAGGAGGAAGAGUACCAGGGGGAUAACUCACAAGAUGUGCCUGAGGAAGAACUUUGUGCCGCCGCUGAUAGAAUCCAGAUUCAGUUUACGUUGGAUGAUGAGGAAAGUGGAAAACGAGCACCGCCAGAUGGUGUUCAGGGUGAGGACCCUACAAUGUGACCAUUGGUAGCCUCAUACUGCACCAAACUAAAGCGUAAAGUGAUGAGGUGGCUACACCUCAAGUGACCAACCAUAUGGGAGGUGGGAACAAUGUUCAUCAUAAUCCCCCUCCAUGCUAGUGGCCUCAUCUUCAACUUUUACCUUCGUACCUCAUGUUCUGAGAUUUCUUUAAUUGCCAGGUGGACACUGACCAUCUGGCAAGCACCAGAGCCAGAAUUGCAAUUUAGUGAAAAGUAUGUUGUGCAAACACUUGGGUGUGUUUGUUAGUGCAACUCCCUUGUGAGUCAAGUGUGUGUUUUGCCAAGUGUGCAGUGUGCGCCCUGCAGGUUCAGGGAUGCUCGCGUGGGUUUGUCUGAGCUCCCCAAGACUGUGCCGUUCGCCCAGCCUCAGCUGAACUCUCCUUGCCUAGUGUGAUCAAUAUUUUCUUUUAAUAGUGGUGGAGAUGUAGGUCACAACAGUGAACAGUGCCAAAUUGUUCCUUUUAAAUAUGGACCCUGAGAGAGAAUUAUGUUUAUCACAAAUGAGUAAGCACAAGUUCAGGCGACGGCUUUGUGAGGACUGAGGCUUGUGUGUGGUACAUAUCAGAUAGAGGCAUUGAUGGGCCCAUAACUGGUGCUCACAUAAUUUUGAGUGUAAGGCAUUACAAGCUCUUUCAUCAAAUAGGUACCUGACGGGGUUCCCUGCUCUUUAUUCCCAAAGCAGUUGAGCUAUCACAGAAGCCAAAGAUAAUUUAUUGCUUCAUGUUUGUGGUGGGGAUUUUAGUCACUAUUGUGACAUCUAAGCUACUGCAAGGUACAAAGACUGAGAGGUUGCACAGUAGCAAGAGGGGGCAGUGGAUCCUGUCAGGUAUAUGUCCAUUGCAAUUCGAUCGGUCGUAACAGAAAAAAAUGUACGAGAUUUUAGAACCUCCUUUAAUUUGCCGUUCAGUAGCUGAAAAUUAAUUAAUUACACAUUGGGUCUUUGUAAUUUCUAAUUCUGCCAUUUUCAUGCCGGGCUCAUGAGUAGUUUUAUUUUACAGUGUAACUUUUUCAGGUUUUAAUCUUUUUUAGAUGACUUAUUUUGACACUGUCAUAGAUGUGGACAAACUUUAUGUAUUGUUUUUAAUAACUUUUGAAAUAGGUAGACUUGUAGUAAUUUCCCCAUGUGAUAAGAGUAUUGAGAACAUAGUAUGCACCAUGUUGUACUCCAUCAGUUGCUUCAUGUCAGGUCCUCGGCCAAACUCUUGAAUCAGGGCUUGAGACUUGCAAACAACUAAAGGGCCAUCAUAUCCUCCCAAAAUUAGUCAUGUGUUAUUAAAAAUAAUAAUAAAAGGCUCUAACUUUCAAGCAUCAGCUGCUCAAGCCGUGGCUUCAGAAUUGUGCCCAUAGUGUAUGUGUUGCGUAGUUCUGGCUUUACCAAGUGGCCAUGUAUCGAGCCUCAUUAACCUGUAGAAGAAUGGGAUGAAAAUCCAUCUUAAGAUGGAGGGGAAGGGAAGGAGGAACAUUUAGUUUGGCAGAUGUUCCUCUUAACCAGACCUGAGGACUGGCUUCUACAACACCAUUCACAAGACUGGAAAUUACUGAAAUUAUUGAAAUAUUUUUACAAUAUAAAUUUUUUGUCAUUUACAACAUGACAGUAGCUGUUCCUGUGUAAUGGAGAUGCAAAUUUCUUCCACAAGUAUUAUUUGUGGUAUAGUACUGUCGUUGUAUAUGUGCAUGCAUACUUAUUUACAUGUAAAUGGACGAGCAAGUAAUUACCCUGUGUAUAAUAAGAAAAAGGAGUAUUUAAGCAGUACAGUAUACUGUAUCUUAUUAAUUAUAUAAUUAUUUUUAUAUAUACAUAUAUAUUUUGUGUUAGUAACAUUAGUUCAUGCCUCAGGUCUAGGUGUAAAGUUGUAACAAUCACAAAGGUGGAACAUCUGUACAGACUAGAUUGAAACUCUUUGUAAUGUACUUCCUUAUAUGUCAAUAAUCCUCAAAAAUAUGUAUUGAGAUUCCUUAUUUUAUCAUGAUUUUUUUUAAUUUUUUUUAGAUUUAUUCAUCUUUCUCUCGCUCAAACUAGAUUAAUCAUAUCUCCUAAGACCAAGCCCCUGUAAUUAAAAAUACAAAGCACAAUACAGUAUCAGUGAUGGAUUCAGGAUUGGCCAGUAGGAUUCCUGCGUGUUUUCUGCUACACUAUAACCUCAUUUAAAGUUCUUUAUUAUGUCUUCAACCUCCCUUAAAAUGACUGAUUUUGGAGAUUACAUUUCCAAGACAUGCUAGAACAUUUUUAGUGUUUCACACCUACCAUGCACAAAAAUGGCAUUUUAUUUAGUCCUGUUAUCCAACAUCGGUACAACAAGUGUGCACCUACUGGCUGAAGCUGAAUCUAGCAACUGCAGGAUUUCUGAAUUAUUCUCUGCAAGAGAUGAUAAUACAGCACAGUACUCGUAGUUCUGUCAAAUAUUUUUCUAUUUAAAAACAUUUCUCUGCAUUUUUUGCUAUUUUAAAAAAAGUGAAGUGCCACAAUUUCUCAGCUCCUCAUAAACCUAGCUAAAAUACCUGAGUAACUUUAAACAAGUCAUUAAUGUAUGGCUAAGUAAUGGCAAAGUGCUUGUGCUAAUGGAAGAUGUGCAGUCAUGGCAUAUAUUAGAUAGUGCAAUUAAUUCACUUGCAAUGGUGAAUAUAUUUGUCAGUGUGUAUUUAGAUACCUGAGUUACUUGAAUUCUCCUUGAUGUGAAGACUUGUAUAUUUUUUUCAGUGUCAUCAAGUAAGUACUGAACGUUUCUCAGUGUCAGGUGAAAUUAAGCAAGCAAGACUGUAGUAUUCCACUGUGUACACUACAUGUGAUCUAAUGAAGCAUUUUGACUUAGUCAAGUGCACCAUUAAGUUUUAUUUUUACAUAUAUGGGAAGCAAACUUUACUGAGGUAUUCUUCUAUCAAUCCAACCAAUAUUCAAUUUCAUUGAGACUGCAACUUUGUGUUUACAGUACUGUAUCUUUUAUUGAGACUUUUGUUUACCUCACAAACCAGCGUAUAAUACAGUAAACUCUGGAUAUAGUGGACCAUAUAUAACAGAUUUCUGAAAUACUAGACAGAAUCCACUGAGUAAAUUGUACUUUUAGUUCCUUUAUUUUCAGUGUUCCUCAGAGUAUUUGUAAAUUGUCUACAUUAGUUUUAUUUAUAGAUUAUUGCUUUUUUUUUUUUUUUGUUAUUCUGAUUUAACGAACACUCGGACAGUCCCCAACUAGUGUAUUAUAUUGAGAAUUUACUGUAUUUGAAUAUAAUUUUGACCGCCCUGUUUACUUUAUAUAUUUUUUUUUUAUAUUGCCAUUUAUGAACGAAGUGGUUGGAUUUGUAGCAAGACACGAGACCUCAGCUGAGAAGCGACACAGAAAAAGCCAUGGUCCUACUGACACUCUGUGAAUAAUAUAUUGAUUACAAACUAAAGCCUUCUGUGUGUUUUAUGUAUGUCAUCAUUUGGCACUUGAAUUUCUUAAAUCAUAGAAAAUGUAAUUACUGUUCUAUGUAUUUAUUACCUUCAUGGCACAGUGAGAGGUUUCCUACUAAGUGAAACCUCAUCAUUCUUUGGUGAUGAACAUGUACACGAAGCAAAGAAAAAUGCAGCAAAAAAGAUUUGUAGGUUUAUAUUUGUAUAAGACUUUGAGGUUGUGUUGAUUAUUACUUCAGACUGUCUUCAUUUUGUAAUACUACAUUUUUUAUAAGUGCUUGGUAAGAACAUCUUACAAGGUGAAAAAUGAAAUCUUGUCAUUUAAUUUACGAUUGUAUUGCCGUUGAUUUUUAUCUAUUGGGUUUAAAAUGAUAAACAUCAAAUGUUAGACUACAUACAUUUAAAUGUUAAUGAUUUGUGAAGAAUUUGUUAAUGUAAAUUUUUUAUCUAUGACAGUUUUUACAUUGAAAGUCUUUUUAAUGACCAUCUUGGGCAGACUGGGACUGGUUUAUUAUUUGUGACUGGUAUUCUCUGUGGGGCAAGAAAACCACAGUUGUUUGUGGGAUGAGGAAGAUUUAGCACCAUGUACUCCUACAAUAUUGCUCUGGACGGCUAUGUCAGGGAUACAGCACACCCCUUGUGUGCCAGUGGAACAUUUGGAGUCUAGCAGCAUCUGUAGGAUUUUCAUCAAAGUAUUUAAUGCCACGUUUUAUGUUAGUGAGGUGGGUGCCUUGAUGCUGGUGAAGGGCUCUUUAUCCAAGGAAUUAGAGCUACCCUUCACUUCCUUGUAGAUAAAUGGUAUAAAAUACCAACAUGAUGGAAAAAAAGAAACAAAUGCAGUAUGAUGCAAUUUUUUAUUGACAAUGUUUCACCCAUGAUUGCGACUUGAUCAAGUCCAUUGUUCGGGUGAACCGUUGUCAAUAAAGUAUUGCAUUAUACAUCUGUGCUUCAUCAUCUUUCACUUCCUCGGAUCUAACUUGAUUACCUAUCAUUCCCCAGGCGCUGUAUGACCCCUAUGGGUUUAGCGCUUCCUCUGAAUAUAAUAAUGUUAGCCCCCACUGCAGUGCCCAUGGCCCCAUGGGUGGUAGUGCCCCUGCCCCACCCCUGACAGUGGAUGGCCGCCUGCUGUUAUGACUCCAUCACAUUUUCGAACCUUUCAACCUGGUAUGCUUAGUCAAAUGUACAGUCUGUUGUGCCUAUGUAUAUAUGGGUAAUAUGAAAUCCGUAUAAAUUAUAUAAUUUUAUGUAUAAUAGCUAGAAUUAUUUAAUAAAAUAAACUUUUUGAAUAAA
Molecule: messenger RNA, 5767 nt
Organism: Cherax quadricarinatus
Lineage: Eukaryota; Metazoa; Arthropoda; Malacostraca; Decapoda; Parastacidae
Source: RefSeq, a predicted model, not a curated record